Molecule: messenger RNA, 1251 nt
Organism: Tarenaya hassleriana
Lineage: Eukaryota; Viridiplantae; Streptophyta; Magnoliopsida; Brassicales; Cleomaceae
Product: dihomomethionine N-hydroxylase-like
Exons: 3
Coding region: 1-1251 (416 amino acids)
Molecular function (GO): monooxygenase activity; heme binding; oxidoreductase activity, acting on paired donors, with incorporation or reduction of molecular oxygen
Source: RefSeq, a predicted model, not a curated record
AUGGAUCUAAUCACCGGCCUUACUAAAACAUCAUUGCACUGUUUCAAUGUUCAAGUUCUUGUGCUCUCCCUUCUACUGAUCGUCUUUCUCGCCGGAAAAUUAUCGCAAACACGAAAAAACAAACUCUGUCAGCUUCCUCCGGGGCCUCCGACGUGGCCUAUCAUCGGAAACUUGGCCGGAAUGCUCAUGAACAUGCCGACUUUCAAGUGGAUCCACCGCGUCAUGGGAGAGAUGCAUACGGAAAUAGCAUGUUUCCGCUUUCUGGGCGUCCACGUCAUCACUAUAACAUCGUGUGAGAUUGUCCGAGAAGCACUCAAGGACAAAGACGAGGCUUUUUCCCACAGACCAGAAACCUACCCAUCAGAACUGAUAAGUGGUGGUUUCAAGUCAACUGGUUUGUCUCCAUAUGGAGAUCAGUGGAAGAAGAUGAGAAGAGUAAUGGCUUCUGAAGUCAUGUCUAUGGAAACAUUGAACAUGUUGCUUCAUGUGAGAAACGUCGAAGCCGAUAAUCUCUUGGCUCACGUUCACAACUUAUCCGUACGGUCCAAUACGGUGAACGUGAGGGACAUAGCGAGGACUUAUGCCUAUGCGGUGACUACGAGAAUGUUGUUUGGUCGGAGACCUUACAGGGAAGUGAGAGAAGAUGAUGAUGGAGGGUUAGGGCCGAGAGAGAGACAGCACGUUGAGGCGAUAUUCGAGAUGAUGAAUUGUGUAUUCGGCUUUAGGGCAUCGGACUACAUUCCUUGUCUAAGGGGUUUGGGUUUGGAUGGGCAAGAGAAGAAAGCAAGAGAGGCUUGUGAUAUCAGUGUUGAGUACAACGAUAAGAUUGUCGAUCAGAGAAUGGCGUUAUGGAAGGAGAAAGGCGGGAAGGAUGUUAUGGAAGAUUGGCUCGAUAUUCUCAUCACGCUGAACAAUACCGAGGGGAAACCGUUAUUGACACCCGAGGAAAUCAAAGCUCAAUGCAGGGAAAUUUUCCUUGCGGCGAUGGAUAACCAACCAAACAACGUGGAAUGGACAAUCGCGGAGAUGUUGAACCAACCGGAGACGCUCGAAAAGGCGGUGGGCGAACUCGACAAAGUGGUCGGAAGAGACAGGCUUGUGGAAGAAAGCGACAUACCAAACCUCAACUACAUAAAAGCAUGCGCUAGAGAAUCUUUCAGACUUCACCCUGUCGCUCCAUUCGUUUUCCCUCAUGCGACCACAGAGGACACCACCCUUGCAGGUUACUUCAUUCCCAAAGGAAUUCUUUAA